Amphimedon queenslandica is the source of this 1212-nucleotide messenger RNA. Its product is annotated as UDP-GlcNAc:betaGal beta-1,3-N-acetylglucosaminyltransferase-like protein 1. NCBI's taxonomy places the organism in Eukaryota, Metazoa, Porifera, Demospongiae, Haplosclerida, Niphatidae. The record is from RefSeq and is a predicted model, not a curated record. The transcript is spliced from 11 exons. Bases 22 to 1134 code for a protein of 370 amino acids.
AAUGAAUUAAUUAAUAGGACAAUGGUAGAUGUUAGUGUUAUAAUACCAGUGUAUAACUCAGCUCAGUGGUUACAAGAGACACUAGAGUCCUUAUUGGUCCAAAGAUUUACUGGAAAAUGGGAAGUAUCAAUAUACAACGACUCUUCAACGGAUAAUUCAAUGGACAUAAUAAAGAGCUAUAAAGAUAAGUUCAUAUCCAAUGGGAUUGGAUAUGUAAUAGGAUCAGAUGAAUCCACAUCAAAACCUAAAGGAGUUGGGUAUACAAGAAAUAAGGCCAUAUCUCAAUCAUCAGGUGACUACCUUUGUCUACAGGACUCCGUUAGUGCAAUAUUUACAACUGUUUGCAUUAAUAUUGAAUUAAAUGUAAUAUUAUUAUUGCAGGAUGAUCUAAUGUUAGAAAAUAGAAUAUUACUACAAUAUCAACAAGCGGACGAUCACACACUGGUAGGUAGUAGAUUUAUUCGUGAACCGACCGACUCAACAAUUAGAUACACAAAAUGGGCCAAUACACUAAACUCAAAACAACUAUACACUCAAGCAUUCACAUCAUUUGGUCCUACAUUGAUAAUACCAACAUGGUUCAUGUCAAGGAGACUGUUUAAUAAAUACGGACCAUUUGAUGAAACUGGACAAGGGACUCCUGAGGAUUUAAUAUUAUUUUAUAAUUUAAUUAGAGGACGGGAAAGAGGAGAGGGGGUUGAACUGAAACGUGUUGAUGAGCCACUGAUUGUAUACAGAUACCAUAUUAAUAAUACUACACUCAGCAUUAAUGAAGAGACAAUAUGGGAGCUGAGAGUUAAAGCACUAGAAGAACACGUUUUAUCAAAAUGGAAGUAUUUUACAAUAUGGAAUGCUGGAAAGCAAGGAAGGAGAUUGUACAGAACAAUAUCUGAAGAAAAUAAGCUCAAAGUGAAAUCCUUUUGUGAUGUUGAUAGCAAGAAGAUCGAUAAAGGACAUUAUACUUAUGAAGAAAGCAAGGAGAAAGAAAAGCCUAAAGUGCCAAUAGUGCACUUUACCAAAGCCACACCUCCUUUUAUAAUCUGCAUUAAAUGGGAACUCACUGGCGGUGAAUUUGAAAAUAAUUUAUUGUCGUUAAAUCUAAUUGAAGGAAUAGACUAUUAUAAUUUCAGUUAAUAACUAUCAAUAACCACUAUUGCCUCAUUUUUCUUGUUCAGUUUCUGUCUUUGGUGGUACUAUUAAUAAUAAAAAUUA